AUGCCUCUGCACCAGGGCUUCCUCCCGCGCGAGGGCCUCACCGCCGACCCCAUCUUCCGCCUCAUCGCCCGAACCGCCCUGAACCCGUCCCUGCUGCUUCCGCUCCUGCUCCUCGCCCGCUACACUAAGAAGGGCGGCGACCUCGCCAUCCUUCACCCCACGGCCUUUUCGCGCAUCAAGUUCCUGGCGUACUGCGCCGUGACGCGCUGGGCGAGCAGCUGGCUCUCGCGGCGCGCCCUGAACAACUGGGUCGACGACCGGUACAACUGGCCCAGGGAGAUUGUUCUCGUCACAGGCGGUGCUGGUGGGAUCGGCGGGCAUGUUGCGCGACUGUUGGCUGAGCAGGGUGCCACUGUCGUUGUGUUGGAUAUCCAGGACUUGACUUUCACAGCUGCUUCCAAUGUACACUAUUUCAAGUGCGACAUCACUUCGACCCAGGCACUCGCGGCCGUAGCCAACGACAUUCGCGCAAAGGUCGGCCACCCAACGGUGCUCAUUAACAAUGCCGGCGUGGCGCGCGGCAAGACGGUCCUCGAAUCGACGGAGCGGGAUAUUCGCUUCACUUUCGAUGUCAACACGCUUGCACACUACUGGACGACCAAGGAAUUCCUCCCGCACAUGGCAAAGACCAACCACGGAAUAAUUGUAACGGUUGCGUCGUACGCAAGUUACCUAUGCGUCCCCAAUAUGGUCGACUACGGCGCGUCCAAGGCCGCCGCUAUGGCAUUCCACGAGGGCAUCACAGCGGAGCUAGUCACUCGGUAUAACGCCCCGCGGGUGCGCACGGUACUAGUCAACCAAGGGUUCACAAAGACUCCGUUGUUCACCGGCUACGAGCAGGGCUUCGACUUCAUCCUCCCGGCGCUGGAGCCCGAGACCGUCGCCGACGCCGUGGUGAAGCAGGUGCUCUCGGGCGAGAGCGGCCACGUCGUGCUGCCCGCGUACGGCAACGUGCUGACGGCGCUGAGGGCGUUCCCGCACUGGUACCAGCACCGCAUCCGGGGCGAGUCGCAGAAGCUGAUGAGAAACUUUUCGGGGAGACAGGUGGUCGAGGAUGUUGAGGGGUUUUACAAGAAGAAGGACGAGCGGGCGGAGGCGGAAGCCGAACCGGAGCAGGAGAGGCCGGAAGAGAGCACGGUCUUGGUUGGGGAGCCCGUUCCUGAACCCAACGGCAUCGAGUAA
Colletotrichum orchidophilum is the source of this 1182-nucleotide messenger RNA. RefSeq names its product short-chain dehydrogenase. NCBI's taxonomy places the organism in Eukaryota, Fungi, Ascomycota, Sordariomycetes, Glomerellales, Glomerellaceae. The record is from RefSeq and is a predicted model, not a curated record. The transcript is spliced from 3 exons. Bases 1 to 1182 code for a protein of 393 amino acids. Gene Ontology annotation, molecular function: oxidoreductase activity, acting on the CH-OH group of donors, NAD or NADP as acceptor.